Messenger RNA from Xylaria bambusicola, 1023 nucleotides. Its product is annotated as Clavaminate synthase-like protein. The record is from RefSeq and is a predicted model, not a curated record. The transcript is spliced from 2 exons. The coding region runs from base 208 to 990 and encodes 260 amino acids. Gene Ontology annotation, molecular function: 2-oxoglutarate-dependent dioxygenase activity. NCBI's taxonomy places the organism in Eukaryota, Fungi, Ascomycota, Sordariomycetes, Xylariales, Xylariaceae.
CAAGCAUUCCAAGCAUUAUGGUCCCGGGCGGGGCAUCUACAGGUGCGACGACGCUACGUAACACCCGUGCCCGGCCAUCUGGACCGCAGUGACCGAGUCCGCCCUGUCACGGCAUUCUCGGGAGCCAUCGAUGUCGAAACUUUCCGCUCGCUCGCCUGGGAGCCCGCUAUACCAGUGCAUCUGAACAGGUUCCACCGGCUGCCAGCCAUGAAGAGCUGGACCACGGCAAACGACCAAGUAACAGGGCUAGUCGCGUUCGGCGGCGACAAGCUGGAGUCUUUCUCUGAUACUACGGAUUGCUUGAAAGGAUUUCAAGCGUGGCUUGCCCGUGCGUCGACCAGUCCGCACAGCCAUUUUCUAGAGAACCUCAUCAGUCGAUUGCUAGAGUCAGCAGAGAAUAGUCAAUCGCGCUUUCUACAAUUUGACGCCCCGCUCAGUCUCAUCAUCCAGGCCUCUCAGUACAACAGAGGCAAGGAAAUUAAGCCCUCGCAACGCGUUAGCCAGCUUUACAUCGCGCAGUCUGAUAUCCGGAGUCUCCCAUCGGCACUGGGGAAAGACCUGCCCGUGCCCGACAUCGUGGGCCGAGUCGGAAAAGGUGACAUUUACAACUCGAGCAUCUGGCUAGGACUGCAACCCACCUAUACACCACUACACCGAGACCCCAACCCCAACCUGUUCUGCCAACUGGUCGGGUCCAAAGCCGUGCGUCUCCUGCGCCCGAGAGCUGGACUGUCGGUAUUCGAACAUGUUCGCAGGAGCCUCGGGGCAGUCGGAAAUUCACGGUUCCGCGGUCCCGAGAUGAUGGAUGGCCCCGAGCGAGAAGGGCUCCAUCGUGCUGUAUGGGGCGACCCGGGCGCAUCGAGGGAGGUCUGGCAAGCCACGUUGGGCCCCGGCGACGCCUUGUUCAUCCCCCAAGGCUGGUGGCAUAGCGUUCGGAGCGUUGGGCAUGAAGCCGAACUCAACGCUUCGGCCAAUUGGUGGUUCAGAUGACAUAUGAUUGCAACCGCAAUAUAUCGAUUCCUA